Molecule: messenger RNA, 1423 nt
Organism: Cynara cardunculus var. scolymus (artichoke)
Lineage: Eukaryota; Viridiplantae; Streptophyta; Magnoliopsida; Asterales; Asteraceae
Exons: 3
Coding region: 1-957 (318 amino acids)
Source: RefSeq, a predicted model, not a curated record
AUGGAUUGCAGAGUCUACGCGGCAACUGGGGACCCGUGGUUGAUGAUGGGAGGCAGUGGCUCUGGUGGUGGUGGUGGUGGUGGUGGUGGUGGUGGUGUAGGGGGGCAGAUGUUGGGUGGGGCGUUUAGCCAUGAAAGCGAGCAUGAUUUGGCAGCGAUGGUAAGCGAUUUCUUGGAGAAUGGAAGUAGUUGUGGUGGCGAUUCACGGUGUAGUAGCGACAGCGAUUCCGGUUUCUGCGAACUUGCUCACCUCGCCGACAAGAUUUCGUACUACAAAGUUUUACUGGAUCAACAUGGGAUUGACAUGCUGUCGGUGGUAAAUUCUCUCAUCCUAUCUAUCAAAACGAUGGACCUUGAUUUUAUCAGGUCUGGUUCAUGUAAUGCUAGUUGCAUAAGGUUCUCGCUGGUCAAACUUCUGAAGCUUUCUGGUUAUGAUGCUGCUGUCUGCACAUCAAAGUGGCAGGGCACCGGAAAAGUUCCUGGAGGGGACUAUGAAUACAUUGACAUUAUAAACUACAAUGAUUCUGGACGUGCUGACCGUCUAAUCAUUGACAUCGACUUUCGAAGCCACUUUGAGAUAGCUAGAGCGGUUCCUUCUUACAAUAGGAUACUGAAAUCGCUUCCAGUUGUGUAUGUGGGAUCAUUGACAAAACUAAAACAGUUCCUUCAAGUAAUGGUGGAAGCUGCCAAAUCUUCUCUCAAACAGAACUCCAUGCCACUCCCUCCUUGGAGAUCUCUCACCUAUCUGCAAUCCAAAUGGCAUUCUCCCUAUCAACGACAUAUCCACCCUGAACCAGGAACCAUCUCAGACUCGCUCAUUCCUGACCACAAACUCUGCAAUGGACACCUGGAUCGGCUGAAAUCUUUGAUUCAAUUUGAGAUGGAAACUGACAGGAACCAUUUGAAGAAGGCCACAAGCCGAGUGAAGCUUGAUAGGUGGAGGAUAAGAACACUCUGAGAUGUAAAGAAAUUUCUACUGUCAAAUAGGUACACCUCGUGAACGAGAAAUGAGACCGGGUUCACGUGGUGUGCAAAUACUAAGGUAGCAACUUAACCCCAUCAAGAUGGAUGCUUUUUUUUUUGGCCAUCGGUGGUCCUGAUGUGGUGGUAUACUUGUUCUCUUAGGCACCUGAAGAAAUUUGGUGACUUGCUUUGUUUUUCAUAGGCUUUUUGUGGGUUUCUUUUUUCAUCUUUUUGAUGAUAAUCGGAUCCUCAGUGUUUUGUUAUGUGGAUCCGAAGAAGUUUUGCGUUGUUUUCAUUUUGUUUUUUUCUUCUUUUGAAUUACAAGAGGUUGCUUGAACAAUGUUAUAUUCUUUAAUUAAUAGACGGUAAAGUUUUGUUUUGUUUUGAUUUUAGUUUGUGCUUUGAAUAUUGUGUAUUUCGUUGAGAUGUUAAAAGAAGUCGAUUGAACAAUGUUAUAUAUC